GGGGACGCGGCCCACACUUUGGGAAUCACUGCCCUAGACCUAUGGGAAAAUACUCUGUGGUCUGACCAAGUUGACCAUUUUGGAAGGUGUGUGUCCCAUUACAUCUGGUGUAAAAGUCAUUAAAAGAACAUCGUAGCAACAGUAAAAUAUGGUGGUGGUAGAAUGGUGAUAAAUGGGGUCACAAUAAAUAAUAUUGAAAUUUCUUUGAUAAUCCGAAACUUUCAAGGGUAACAAACAUGCAAAAAAAUAAAUAAAACACUUUUUCACAUGACUUUCUAUAUACUGUAUGAAUGCGUCUGUCAUAAAACACUGUGGAUAAAAUGGUCAUAUUUCAGACGAAGGUUUCAAAUGAUGAUUCAUCGUGAUUCAUUCAUCAUCUAACCGGGCUAUGUGACAGCCCUGCUAAGCUACAUUUGUAUGCAAAUCUAACUUUUGCCGGUAGUUGUUGUUGUGAGAGACAGACAGUGCCGCAGAGGAGGGUUGAACGCGUUCCCGUCCACAUGAAAUGACAGGACGGAUCCAUGGUAGUGAGGUCAUAUCAGUGGUGGUAUCGUCAGCUUAUAACGACUCGUUCUUCAUUUCUCAUCUCCCUUAUCCCCAACACAUCAUGAUUUAUCGGAGUUCAUUCCUCUUCCUCUUUCUCCUUCAUUUAUCCUCUGCGGCGUUCUUUAGCAUAAUCGACGUUGGACCUGUGAACUCCUUCUGCAUUUCUUCCCUCUUUUAUUUUGAAAUAUGACUCCCUUGUGUGUGUUUUAGGUGUUCAAUCAGCCGCCGGCGUCCGCUUGUAUGAUUACUUUCUGCCUUCUUUUGUCAGAUAAUUUGUUCAUUUCGUUAUGUGUUUCGAUGUGCUGACUUUUUGUGUUACAGCGUUUUGUGUACCGCAUUUCAUUUUUCCAUGUUUUGUGUUAUGGUGUUUCAGGUUAUGGUAUUUUGUGUUACGGUGUUUCAUGUUAUGACGUUUUGUGUUCACACAUUUAAUGUUCCGGUGUUUGUGUUACAACAUCUCAGUGUUAUUCCGCCACAUGUUCCGGCCUUUUGUGUUUGGCCAGUUUAUGUUCUGACAUUUGGUGUUACAGUGUUUGUUCUGUUCAUCGCUGGGGAUAGGGUCCCAAAAUAGCCCACAAUAAGGGAACUCCGCAAAGUAGCCAAGUGUUUUAAAAGAAAAAUGCACUACGCGUAUGUGUUUCCCUUUUCUCUGCAGUCUAACUAGAGGAAGGCGUUAGUAUGAGCUAGCGAGCAAUGCACAUCAUUGGGAGGUACCUAUUUUGACGACUAAGUCUUCUAAAAAAAAACUUGUUAUAUCAAUGCUGUGAUUAUGCAUUAACAAGUACAUUGUAUCUUGCCGUAUUUUGAUGAUUUAAAACAUUACAGAAACUUCUCAAUUCCACAGAGCACGUAUAUUUAACGUCAACAACAGCAGUAUAGAAACAUUGAUACCACUUACAAUGGCCGUGUCUUCCAGCACAAGCCGUGUGCUCCAGUCCAAACGAGCAUCUUGUUGAGUCUUUGUAGCCGUCCCGUCUGUGAGUGACGCUGAGAUGAGGGGCUAGUGAGGCGCUGUUACUCCUCUAGACUGGAUACCACUUGCCCGUCCAUCAGCAACCAUCAGCGCCCACCCUCCCCAAGCCGAAGCUCGUGGGCCCCCGUCUGAGUGCUGCUCUCACGAGGGGUCCGUUCCCUCCGGGGGUCGCCUCCGCUGUCGCCCUUCCCUCCCCCUGCCCUGAGACGGCAGGGGCUGGACCCUGUCAUCUUUCGGCGACUGGCCCCUCCCGAGCGGCGAAUGACAAGCGUGCAUCCGAGGGCGGGGCUUGCCUCAGUCUCUCGUGAUUGGCUGCUGGAUGGAAUUAAGGUGAAUGGAACACAUGCCCAAGGAGCAAGACCCUAACCCAUUAGAGGGAGAAGAGAAACGGUGGCUCAAUGGCCCGAAGAGGAAGAGGAAGAACAGCCAAUGUUCGGUCAAGAGCAUGACGGGGUACAUCCCCAGCUAUCUGGAGAAGGAUGAGCCAUGCGUGGUGUGUGGCGACAAGGCCACAGGUUACCACUACCGCUGUAUUACCUGCGAGGGCUGCAAGGGCUUCUUCCGGAGAACCAUCCAGAAGAACCUGCACCCUAGCUACUCCUGCAAGUAUGAAGGCUGCUGCAUCAUCGACAAGAUCACGCGGAACCAGUGUCAGCUGUGUCGCUUCAAGAAGUGCAUCGCCGUGGGCAUGGCCAUGGACCUGGUGCUGGACGACUCCAAGAGGGUUGCCAAGCGGCGUCUCAUUGAGGAGAAUCGGGAGCGCCGCAAGAAGGAGGAAAUGGUGAAGACGCUCCAGAACCGCCCUGAGCCCACUGGGUCGGAGUGGGAUGUGAUCCACAUGGUGACGGAGGCCCACCGGCACACCAACGCUCAGGGUUCCCAGUGGAAACAGAAGCGCAAAUUCCUGCCCGACAAGAUCGGCCAGUCACCGGUGGCGCCCACGUCAGACGGAGACAAGGUGGACCUGGAGGCCUUCAGCGAAUUCACCAAGAUCAUCACUCCCGCAAUCACGCGUGUGGUCGACUUUGCCAAAAAGCUGCCCAUGUUCUCCGAGCUGCCAUGCGAGGACCAGAUCAUCCUGCUGAAAGGCUGCUGCAUGGAGAUCAUGUCGCUGCGGGCGGCCAUGCGCUAUGACCCCGAGAGCGAGACGCUGACCCUGAGCGGCGAGAUGGCGGUGAAGCGCGAGCAACUUAAGAACGGCGGGCUGGGCGUGGUGUCGGACGCCAUCUUUGAUCUGGGAAAGAGCCUGGCGCAGUUCAACUUGGACGACACGGAGGUGGCGCUGUUGCAGGCCGUGCUGCUCAUGAGCUCAGACCGCUCGGGCCUGACGUGCGUGGACAAGAUCGAGAAGUGCCAGGAGACGUACCUGCUGGCGUUCGAGCACUACAUCAACUACCGCAAGCACAACAUUCCCCACUUCUGGCCCAAACUGCUGAUGAAGGUGACGGACCUGCGCAUGAUUGGCGCCUGCCAUGCCAGCCGCUUCCUGCACAUGAAGGUGGAGUGUCCCAACGAGCUCUUCCCUCCGCUCUUCCUGGAGGUCUUCGAGGACCAGGACGUGUGACGGGCGCCUCCGGGGAAGCGGGAAGAAGGUCUGUAAUCGGACGGACGGACAGGACGCGAGCGCGGGAAUUGUCCCACUUUGUACAGCACGCCUUGCAAAAACUGGAAAGGACUCACCAGCAGGAAGAGGCGAGGACUCUCCUCCGGCGUGUGGGGGCCCUUCUGUCUGAGCAUGCUGUCUUACUUAGCAUUUGCCAACACACACACACAAACACAGCAGCAACAGUAUUACCGCCCGCCUGCAGCCUCACAAUCAGCAGGUGCUCCGGGUGUCAUUCGGGUGACCCCGACCACAGCGGGCUGAUCCAACACGGAUUCCUCAAGUCAAUCUGAGCCGUUCCAGUCCAUCCCGUGUGAUGCCGGUGCUAUCUUUCUAGCAGACUACUCCAUUUUGUUAUGUUUUUGUUUUUUUUGCUCCAUUGCUACCUUUUUUGUCAUCGGACCGGCUCCUGUGACACACACACACACACACACACACACACAAGCAGACUUGCCUUAUUAUUGUGGAAGCCCCGGCUCCUCCAGGGGCGGGGGCACAGGACGAGGGCGGAGGUUUACAGGAUUUAAGUGGGACUGCAGCUCUGUAGAGUUCAGCCUUAAAUCGCUCAUGUCCUCAGAGGAGCGUCUUUGAAUAGUAAGGCAAUGAAGCUCACACACACACACACACACACACAUAUGCACACGCACACACGUACACACACAGCAUCACCUCAGUAAACGUGUAUGCCUCAUUUGCCGCCUGCCUGCAUCCUGCAGCGCCAUGGCGGCGUUUUUCUUUUCUCGUUUGAUUUGUUUUUGUUGUUGUUUUUGGCCCUGACCUGUGGGGGGGGGGGGCUUUACUGAGCCCCUCCUCACAGGCUCAGCUCAGUGCUGCCCCCUCCAGGCUUCCAUUCGCAUUUGCCUUUUCUUGUUUUUGGUGUUUUUCGUACGAACCGCGGGCAUCACUGAGAACAGGCCAACGCCGAGAAGGCUACCAUUUACCUCAAAGUGGACACACCCCCACUGCCCCCCGUGGUUCUGGGCACUACCUCACCUAAGUGGACACACACACACACGCCCACGCACACACCCUCAGUGCUAUUUAAAAGAAAUACCACUGAAGAAGACAGGAGGGCCCGCCAUCUUGGUGGAAGGUUCUAUCGUGUUUUAUACGGGACCAAAAGUCAUCUUUUCGAUUUGGACACCACUCCGCCCCCAAACACACACACACACACACACACACCCGAAAAAGGACAGUUUGGAUGUGAAAAUGCUCCACUUGCAUGAGCUAACGUGGAAAAGGUCUACAAAGUUCUAUGGGCUGUCCUUGUGGGAGGUUCCUCCAAGGUGUCCCCGGGGUAGGAGGGGCGUGCACGGGAAGUGGACAGAUGGAGACAGAUGGAACAAUGUCAGUGCUGCGUUCUAGAAGCCCCGCCCCACCCAGGUACAAACGGUGGAAGGCAUGAAGACCUGGACCAUCAUCAUCAUCAUCAGGUCGGCAGCUGGAACAUAGCUCCGCCUCAUUUUGCACCCCACCACCUUCAGGACACGCCCACCCAGCCAGGCUGGCGGCAGUUUUUGCACUACUCCAGCACCCCUGUCCCCCCGCCCCCACUACCCACUUCCUGGGUGGCGGAAGCUUCUGUGUGACAGAGGCAGUCACAAGGGAGGGGGCGGGGCUUGUGUGGUGGAGGAAGCAGGAAGUGGAUCCCCUCCUUGUCAGACAAGGCGGCCAUGAUGGUCUGCACCCCCCUUUUCUAAAUGAAAGCAAACGAGGAUCCAGGAUGCUGGUGCGGGAUAGGAAUUCUAAAUGAGUGUGUGUGUGUGUGUGCGCGUGUGUGUGUGUGUGUGUGUGUGUGUGUGUGUGUGUGUGCGCGUGUUCAUGUGUUUGUGCGCGUGUUGCUGCAUCAGCAGAAGUAGAGUUAAGAAAGAGAAUAUAAAAGAGAUAAUUAUAAAUCCUCAAAGAAAAAAGGAGAUGACUUUAAAAGACUCCUCAACUUUGCUUUUCCUUUUUCCUGUUGGGGAGGGGCGGGGGCAGGUGGGGAACCUCACGUCAAAGAAAAGGAUUGGUCACUUUCGGGCCUUGCUUGUCUCUCGCCGCCAUCUUGUCUGUGCGUGUGCGAGUAAGUGUGUGUCGUACGACGCACCCCCAGCCCCCCCCCCCCCCCCUCUUUUAUCAGGAGCAAUUUACAAGCAAAACAAGACGUUACCUUUUUUUUAAUUUUGUUGUUUUUUUUAAAUAAUACAUUUAUGGAGAAAAGAAAAAAAAAGAAAAACACAAACUGAAACACAAUCUCGUCAUACCUCACGACAAAAGGAUCUGGUGGGAGGAGCCUAAUUUAGUUGCAGGCACAUGUCGACCUUCUGGGAGAUGUUCAACAACACGUGUCCACGCUACUAUGCUCUAGCGCCCCCUAGCCCUAGUGGUGGUGGGAGGGGCCAAUACGGGCCCGGGGAGCUGGGGCUUCUGUAGCGGCUGAGCGUUUCUGGGAUUGAAUGUAGCUGACAGGAGGGGGCCGGACACGAGCCCGCCGCCACCCAACUUCCACGCACCAGCAGAACGAACGGAACGCAACACAUACACACGCCCACGCUCUUCAUGUGUGUGUGUUUGUGUUUGUGUGUGUGUGUGUUGUCCGGUCAACAAUCCGUCCAACACUGAUGCCAACACUUGGCCCCGCCUCCUCCUCCUCUAUGUCCCCACCCCCUCCUCUCUCGCUCCUCCCUCCUGCAGGCUUUGUGUGUGUGUGUGUGUGUGUGUUUGUCUGCAUAUGCACAACGUCUAUGCAAUUUCCCUCCAAAGUAGAGCAUCACCUUUUGAGAGGAUCUUUGUGUAACCUUGGGGUUGUAAACCUGUGUAUGUGUGUGUGUGUGUGUGCCGGUGCUCUAUCAAUCGGUGGGCAAAUACCUUUUUUUUUAAGUCUUCAAAAGAUUGAGGCCCCGCCCCUUAAAUUGCACCCGUGUGAAGCUUUAAAGUUUUCUACCCGGCGACCAAGUCAAUGUAAAGAGUGAUUAGCCAUCACAGACCUUUUAUUGGAAGCGACAUCACAAACGAAAGCACUUAAACCAAAAAAAGCACUUUGGAUGCCGCAUGCUGAUGCCCCACAACGCCCCGCCCCGCCCCGCCCCGCCCCCACAAGAAGGAGUACUAUUGCUACUCUUGUUAUUAUCGUUAAAGGGAGCUUCACAUUUCCAAAACGUUGGAGGCCAAAUGCAAUGAUUAGCGUUGCGAGUGAGACCUCCUCCUGUCUCGCCAUGCACUUACCUAUUAGGAAGGGAGGUGAUUUCUUCUUAAUGACGUUCGCCCUACCGACCCGCCCCCACCCACCCCUGAGAGCACCGGCAGGCUUACAGUACACACACACACACGUACAUACACAUACACACACACACACACACACACACGUGAAGAGCAGAUAUUGUUGGGAAAGCUUAUUGAAGGAUUCUCUCAGGUAAAAGAACAUUUUCUAAUAAAUGAUGAUCAACCGUAGAUGGAAGCCACUUUCAUCUGUUUUGUGCUUUUGUCUUCUUCUCUGUUGCGUCCUCCUCCGUCUGACUUUGGGCCGUUUGUCAUUUCUGCAGGGAAAGCAUGAGAAAUAGCAUUUGGUGUCGUUCAGUCACUUCAUCCUAAAUGGAGAACCCACCGAUGCUUUUGUCUCCAGUGUUUGCAUCACACAGUGGAUCCCCGCACUCCUCCUCAUUCUGCAUUCACACGCAAAAUGUAGGCCGUUAUAUAUCGGGCCGAAAUUGGAAAUGUUUUUUGAAAUCCGAUUAAUCCAAAAAAAUAGUUGACCGGUUAAUCAAAUACCUACCUUAAGAUGCAUUACUUAGGGCGAACAACGGCAAUGGAAGAGAGAAGCGGAGGGUUCUGGAGCUGAAUCGAUCAAAUGUCGAUCCCAACAUCAAGCUCGCAGGAGGCUUUGGAGGGGGGGCCUUUGCGGGGAUCUGCUGUUGAUUUCCAUCCCCACCCCUUUUGAGUCUUUUUGUUUGUGAUGAGGUCCAGUUGUGUCAUUGCUGUGCGUGUGUGAUCAUGUGACGCCAUGCUUCUUGUCGAGAUGCGCACCCUCCCCCUUCCCCCCAACACCCCCAUAGCCCUCAAAGCACCUUUUCAGGCCAUCUCAGGUGUGUGACACUUUGGAGGAAUGUACCUAAUCGUGUGUCUAGGGUGCUCAGCUGGCGAGAGAGGGAGGGAUGUGGGGAAGAGGUGGGAAUUCUGACCUUUAAUAAACAAGGGCAGUGGCUCUUCCUGAGGACGCGUGAGAUUAAAAAACAAGAAAGAAAAAAAGCACGAAAGAGAUUGAAGCGAUGGUACCAAAAGGUUCGGGGAGGGUCAUCGCAUGGCGGGACCCUAAGUGGACGCUGUGGAACAGUCCCGUGAAAUUACACUUUACUAUCUAGAGUUUUAUUACUGCAGUAAGAUAGUAAGAUGUAGUAAGAUGUAGUAAGAUACUGAUAGACUAGCACCGUGCACCGUGUUAGACUAGCACCGUGCACCGUGUUAGACUAGCACCAAACAAAUCCAUGGAUUUGGAUUUGUUUUUUUAGCCCCUAAAGCACGUCACCCAUUCCUCAGUCAAACACUGGUGGUGGUAAUCUACAUCUGUAGUCACAGCUGGCAAGGAACUGGCUGGGUGGGUGUUUUCGGUUUCUGGGACACUGCCCCGUAUGACCUCUUGGCUGUUUUUGACAUGGCAUGCAAGGCUUCCCUAUUUUGUCCUCCAACUUCAGCCAUUCACGUGUCAAAAUGUUUGGCUCAUUCCGGAAAGGUGUGCUAAAAUUCCCAACUUUUCCACCAUUGAAAGUGAAUGCCAAUUUUUCAUAGCCCAUUUUCUGUUCCUUUCGGAGUUUGUACCUACAGCGUCUGAACGACUCAGGUGAGAACUCUGAGCUGCUAUGGAGGGUAUACUCAAUGUUAGCAUGCUCCGUUAGCAGUCGGGAGCGAAUGACGAAGGCUUAAAAGACAUAGAGUUAGCAUUGGCAGUGUUUACAUAUAGAUUGAUAGCGUUUCCUUUCUAAAGAACAUCACAGGGAGUUAAUACUUUGGCCUGACUCAAUAGUUGACUUAAAUCAGGGGUGUCCAAAGUGCAGACCGGGGGCCAUUUAAAGCCCCUUGGCACAACAAUAAAACAAUAAAAAGGUGUGAGGGGGGUCAAAAUAUUAAGGAAAAAAGGUGAAAUCUAACGACAAAAGUUGCAAUUUUACGAGAAUGACGUGUAAGCGUAGCAGGAAAUAUAUCAUCAUUUUAGGAGCAUCAUGUUGAAAUAUUAAGUGAAACCAACAGAAUUGUAUUUUUUCCAAGUCAAAAUGAUGUGUUUAUUUCCAAGAAGAAAGCUGAAAUAGUUCGGGGAAACCACAACAGAAAUAGAAAAAAAAAAUAUGAGAAUGUCAAAACAAAAAAAUUCUAACAAUAAGAAGAGUUAUAAUGUAAAAUAUUAUGAGGGAAAGUAAUGUCAUUUUAAUAGUUUAAUUUAAUUUAAUAAAGUAUUUAAGAAAAAAAUAUAUUUUUCAAAGUUCAAAUAUUGAAGAAAAUUCACUUUUAGUACUUUAGGGAAAAAUAUGACAUGUAAUAUGAGAAUAAAGUCAAAAUAUUAUGGGAAGAACAUUCAAGAACGCCCAAACAUUGGGACAUGCCCUGAUGUAAAUCAAUAGGAAAUCUAGGAUAUUUCAACAUUCAUUCUAUAGUUUAGUUCUGCUAUGUUCCGCAUUAACAUACUUGCUAGGUACUAGCUAGUUAGGCUAGGUACUAGCCUAGCUAGAUACUCGUUAGUUGCGUGUUGUUCUGAUAGCUUAGCAUAUAUCGACCGACGUUGGAUUGUUCUAUACUAACAUGUAGCCAUCUAGCAUUGUGACAUAGGCAGGAAGUCGAGUAGGCGUGGCUUUGGGAUUUGGAGAGGUGCGGGGCGAAGCCAACCGAAAGCACUUAAAAGAUGUUUUAUUUCGUUAGCAAAACGGCUGGGAAUUAAAAACAAAAAACAAAAAAAAACUAAGACAGCUACGAAUGUACGCUUUACACCAGAGGUUGAAAUAUGCAAAUGUUUGUCAGCUUCACAACUGCUCAGGUUCGAAAGAUCGGCCUCAAAGGGUGUUUUCAGGACCUUGCCCCACCCUCGCCCCUUACGCCCCCCUGUCCCCGUUCUUGGGCCUGUCCGGUUCUGGUUCCACACCCAGCACACUUACUGUAAAGUCCACAGUCAUAUGCAAAGCCAAACCCAAAUGAAGGGAUCCAAACACAAAACGUGUUCCACUGUGUAGCAGGUCCAAGCCGCCUCACACGACACCAGCAGAGUCUACACCACCUCACCACCACACCCUGCGCUCAUCCAUGGUUGUCCCACUCACCUUGUACAAAGUGUGUGUGCCUGUUUGUGUGUGUGUGCAUAAAAACGAGAAUAAUAAUGCAGACAUCUCCAACGCGUGUGAAAAGAGUUCCGCCUCAUCAUCUUCACGUGACAAAGCUCUCUGCAGGUCUUUCUGGGACUUUUUCAAAGAAAAAACACUUCAAACACACAAUGCACCUCACAGAUGAAGACCUCAAGAAGACGGAAGGUGCCAAAGACCACACGUGAAAGAGACGCCUCACAUCUGGAAUAAAACGGGGGAACCGGCGAGUCCAGGAGGUUCUCCUCCACCUUCAGGAGGACAACGCAGAGGUGUCCUCAUGCCAACUUUUCAGGAAGCACAGAAACAAAAGACAAAGCGCGGGAAUCAGCCGACUAUCUACUGUGAUGUCCUCUCAUACCACCUUCACCACGCUAGACCCCCCCACUCUCACCUGCACCUGACCCCCGGGCCCACCCCCCACCCGAGGUCAGGUGCUGUGCGUGCGGGUCUGCGUGUGACAAUCAGCGUGUGUGUUUGUAUCCGUGUUGUGUGUCUUUGGUUUGUCGGUCAGGCUUUUGAGAGGAAGAUAUUUUUAUGGUGACUGUGGUCUAUUUAUGUAAUAAACAUGUGACUAAAGUGA
This is a messenger RNA of Doryrhamphus excisus (bluestripe pipefish), 10022 nucleotides long. The record is from RefSeq and is a predicted model, not a curated record. Lineage: Eukaryota; Metazoa; Chordata; Actinopteri; Syngnathiformes; Syngnathidae.